Molecule: messenger RNA, 1590 nt
Organism: Nipponia nippon (crested ibis)
Lineage: Eukaryota; Metazoa; Chordata; Aves; Pelecaniformes; Threskiornithidae
Gene: CDC25A
Product: cell division cycle 25A
Biological process (GO): positive regulation of G2/M transition of mitotic cell cycle; positive regulation of G2/MI transition of meiotic cell cycle; protein dephosphorylation
Cellular component (GO): cytoplasm; nucleus
Molecular function (GO): protein tyrosine phosphatase activity
Source: RefSeq, a predicted model, not a curated record
AUGGAUUCCACACCGGGCUCUUCCUACCGCCGCCGCCGCCUCCUCCUUCUCUCCCCGGCUUCCCCCGCUUCACCCGCCGUGGUCAAGUCUCUUUUUCCCGCCGAUCUCUCGCCGAUCUCCGACCUCCGCCUCACCAUGGAGCAGCUGGGACGCGGUCAGCACGAAAACGCUGAGCAAGAUCUGGGAAACAAGAAUACUAACGGUUUACAAAGAACAGUGUCAUCGGAAUCAACAGACUCAGGUUGUGCUUUGGAUUCGCCUGGUCCUGCAACCUCAAGCGAUAUCAUGGAGGAAACGUUUGAGAAAGCAAUUCUUGAAUCCAGCAGACUGAACACUCGAAUGCCUUUCAGAAGAAUACAUUCGCUGCCACAAAGCCUCCUGGGAUGCAGUCCUGCUCUGAAGAGAAGCCAUUCUGAUUCUCUGGAUAACGAUGCUUUUCAACUAUUGGAACAAGAAGAAAAUAAGGAGAACGAAUCGUUUGAGUUUAAGAAGCCAACCAAACCAGCUUCUCGUAGCUCCGUGCAUGUCCAUUCCCGUGAUGGAAAAGGUGUUCCUGGACCAAGGCAGAAUUCAUCUCCAGCUCAGAUAUCUCCCACUGGUGAAAUGCCCACGGGUGAACAGGAGAACUACAGGCCAGCUUUCCUGCCGCACUCUUCUCUGACUUCCUCUGAAAGUGAAGAUGAUGAUGGAUUCCUAGAGCUGCUAGAUGAGCAAGAUUUGAAGAACGAUGAGGAGAUGCCAUCUGAUGUGGCGAGCCUCUGGACUGCACCACUAGUCAUGAGGAAAACAGACAAUCGGGCCAAACGAUGCCGGUUGUUUGGCUCUUCAUCUCUGCCCAGUGGUGUAGGAAGAACCACCCAGAAGAGGACGGAGAGGUCGCAGGAAGAGAAUUCUCCAGGGAAAAGCAAGAAGAGGAAAAGCCUGCCUGGAACACCUUCUGAGGAUGCAAUGAGUUUGAAGGUAGUAGGGACGCAAUCCUCCACAGCAGAGAUCGAAAGCAUUUUGGACAGCGACCAGAGAGAUCUUAUCGGUGACUUCUCAAAGGGUUAUUUAUUCCACACUGUCGAUGGGAAGCAUCAAGAUUUAAAAUAUAUCGACUCGGAAAUGAUUGUGUCUGUUCUGACUGGGAAGUUUGCCAGCUUCAUCAAGGAGUGCGUGAUAAUCGAUUGUAGAUACCCGUAUGAGUAUGAAGGAGGACACAUCAAGGGUGCUGUAAACCUCCAUAUGGAAGAGGACGUGGAAGACUACUUGCUUAAGAAGCCAAUCCAGCCAUCGGAGAACAAACGAGUGAUAAUAGUGUUCCACUGCGAGUUUUCUUCAGAGCGGGGUCCUCGAAUGUGCCGGUUUGUGCGAGAGCGGGACAGGCUGGGUAACGAAUACCCCAACCUCCAUUACCCAGAGCUCUAUGUCCUGAAGGGGGGCUACAAGGACUUCUUCUUAAGAUGCCGCAGUUUCUGCGAGCCCCAGAGCUAUCGCCCCAUGCACCACGAGGACUUUAAAGAAGACUUGAAAAGGUUCCGCACCAAAAGCCGAACCUGGGCGGGUGAGAAGAGCAAAAGGGAACUGUACAGUCGCCUGAAGAAGCUCUAA